AUGGUGAGUAGACCUGGGAGUCACUUAGUUCGAGGUCCAGAUACUAACGCAUCUCUCAUGGAACAAUUCGAACGUUAUACUCCUCGUUUUCCAUUACCAGACGAAAUACAAAACAUGAAUCGAAAUGAAACUGUUUGUCAGUUUUGUGGUGUCAGUUAUUUAAUUCAUAAUGAAAUCAAAGCAUUAGAAGCAAAAUGUCAGAAAUUAGAAACAGAAUUAGCUUACUAUGCCGGUAUAACUAGUCGUGAACAAGCUUUGGAACAAACAAUACAAAAUCAACGUUUAAAAAAUAACGAAUUAGAAAUAUUACUUGCCGUUAAAGAUCAACAUCAGCGUGAUAAUACUAUAGCAGAGUUAAAAAAUGUUCGCAUUGAGUCACAACAGUCAAAUAAUCGAUUAAACAAUGAUUUAGAAUUAGCAAAAAAUGAAAUAAAUGUUCGGCAAGAUAAGAUUAAUCAUUUGAAAAAAGUUUUAUACAAAACUGACCAAGAAAAACAGGAAUUAUUUCUGUCGUUAACUAAACAACAGACAUCAUACGCCACUUUAGAAAAACAUUGUACAGAAAAAGACGAAAUUAAGAGAAAUCUCGAUUUAAUAUGUGAACAGUAUCAACAACAAUUUAAGGAGGAAAAAGAACUUCGAACAAAAAUUGAAACUGAACUAGCAAUGACUCGCACAAAAUUAGUACAAUUGAGUACAGAAUGUGAACAGUUAAAUACAACGAAACGAAGUCUAGAAAAUGAUAUAGAAACAGUACGUACAAAAUUUCAACACUUAGAUACCAAUAUGAAGCACAAAUUAGAAGACACAGCCAAAGCACGUGAUGCUAUUUUAGAACGUACACGAGAAGAAUACGAAAAACUUUUACAUAAAUAUAAUUCUUUAGAAGAAUUAAAUCGGGAAUUGAUUGAUAAUAAUUCAGAAUUAAAUACAUUGAGAAAAGAAUUAGAAUAUUUACAUAAUGAAAAUAUUGAGAACAAAAAACAAAAAGAAACUAUAACUAUUGCUCAUGAAUUAGAAUUAAAUAAAAUUCAUAAUAGUUAUCACUCAAAAUUAAAAAAAGCUGAACAAUGGCCUGAUCGAUUACAAAUUGAAUUAAAUCGUGAAAGAGAACAACAUUGUGCACAAAUGAAAGAUUUGGAAACAUCACUUAAAGAGGGAUUUAAAGCUGAACUUGAUAUUGAAAAACAAAAAUAUAUUGGUCUGUUAAAAAAAUAUGAAAAUGAUAAUGGUAAUUUUACUCAAAAAUUAAAACAUGAAUUGAUAUCGACUGAAAAAGUAACUAUUGAACAACGUCAACAUUAUGAAAAUGAAAUUGAACAAUUGAAAAAUGAUAAAAUAACAUUGAAAAAUGAAUUGGAUACAUUACGAAAAGUUUUAAAAGAACUUCAUGAACAAGCAAAUCAUCGUGAAUUAAAUAAAGAGAAUAAUACAAAUAAUUUGAAGUUAAAAGAAGAUUUAUUACAAAAAGAAACAAAUCUCUUUAAUACACAAUCACAACUAGCUGAAAUGAAACGUGAUUUAGAACAAGCGAGAGAAGAAGUUAUUACACUUCAAGAAACUGUUCAUAAAGAAUGUACAGAACGUGAAGAAUUAAAAGAUGCGCUCAUUAGUGCCAGAGAACAGUUAUUAACAUUGAAAAAAAAUGGAGUUUUAAAUGGCAAUGUUAGUCACGGUUCACGUGCAUUACAUUCACCGCCACUCGCCUAUCGAGAUAUUGAACGUCGUGUCUCCGGUCCUAUUCCAAAUCCUACCAAUGUAAUUCGUACACGAAAUUCAACUAGCAGUGGUAAUGGUACAGGAACAUUUAUACGAUCAGAGCCAACAUUGACACGAGAAGGUAGCUCAGAUUCAGUUGCUCGACCAUUAUCAUCUCAAGGACAAUAUCGUCUAAGAACAUUACCGCCAAUUAAUAAUCAAGUGACUAAUCCAAUGCCUGCUCAAAGAAAUCGACGAGUUAGUGAAAAUAAAUCAUCGAAUAAUAAAGAAACUCUACUUGAAAAUCAACGUAGAAUAGCCCGUUUUAUCAGGCAUAUUAAGUAA
Molecule: messenger RNA, 2043 nt
Organism: Didymodactylos carnosus
Lineage: Eukaryota; Metazoa; Rotifera; Eurotatoria; Philodinida; Philodinidae
Source: the annotation of a GenBank genome assembly